AUGUGCGUCACAGAUGUUUCGAUGGCAGGCAAGGUUGUAAUAGUUACAGGAGGAAAUACAGGAAUUGGAUUCGAGGUCGCAAAAGCACUAUCGGCGAAAGGAGCUCGUGUUAUACUCGCCUGCAGGUGUGAAGAGAAAGGCAAUCUUGCCCGGGACAGAAUUAUAUCCGAAACGUCCAACCACAAAGUCAUCUUUAAGCUGCUAAAUCUAGCGUCAUUGAAAUCCGUGAGAGAAUUCUGCGAAGAUGUUAAAAAGACAGAAGAUAGGUUAGACGUUCUGAUAAACAAUGCUGGAGUAACCAGUAACUCAGAUAAUUACACGGAAGAUGGGAUAAUUGAAGCCCUGCAAGUCAACCAUUUCGGGCCAUUUCUUCUCACGUUGCUUCUGCUACCUUUACUAAAGAAACAGCCGAGUCGUAUAAUAAACACGAGUUCUAUAAUGCAUUUACUGGCAAAUAUCAAUUUGGGGACUAUAAAUGAGAAGUAUAAUACUGAUAUAAAUUGUUACAUGACCAGCAAGCUCUGUAACGUACUGUUUACUGUGGAUUUAGCGAGGCGUUUGAAAGGAACUGGAGUUGUGGUCAACGCUGUUCACCCUGGGAUUGUAGAUACCGGUAUAGUCCGGAAUGUGAACGCACUUUAUGGGAUAUGCUUCAGGUUUUUGUGCUGGUUUUGCUACAGGAGUGCGGUGGAAGGUGCCCAGACGACUAUACAUCUGUCGGUGACUGACGAAGGGGCGGAAGUGACUGGUAAAUAUUUUGUGGAUUGCGCUCAAAGUACCAUGUCUUGGAGAGUGAAAGGGGCACUCGGGAGGCAGCUAUUUGAUCUAUCCGUUAAGAUGGUUAAAUAUGAUGACAAUGUAGAUUGUAAGAAGUAA
Molecule: messenger RNA, 876 nt
Organism: Galleria mellonella (greater wax moth)
Lineage: Eukaryota; Metazoa; Arthropoda; Insecta; Lepidoptera; Pyralidae
Product: retinol dehydrogenase 11-like
Exons: 1
Coding region: 1-876 (291 amino acids)
Source: RefSeq, a predicted model, not a curated record